This is a messenger RNA of Solanum verrucosum, 534 nucleotides long. RefSeq lists its product as uncharacterized. Bases 1 to 534 code for a protein of 177 amino acids. The record is from RefSeq and is a predicted model, not a curated record. The transcript has a single exon. NCBI's taxonomy places the organism in Eukaryota, Viridiplantae, Streptophyta, Magnoliopsida, Solanales, Solanaceae.
AUGGCUCAGAGUAGGCAAAAAAGUUAUGCAGAUCGGAAGGUUCGUGAUUUGGAGUUCAUGGUGGGAAAGUGGUUUCUAUUGAAGGUUUCACCCAUGAAGGGUGUGAUGAGAUUUGGAAGGAAGGGCAGGUUGAGCCCAAGGUAUAUUGGUCCUUUCGAGAUUGUGGAGCGUAUUGGUGAAAUGGCGUAUCAGUUGGCUUUGCCGCCUGGUUUGUCGGGUGUUCAUCCCGUAUUUCAUAGUUCGAUGUUGAAAAAGUAUCACCAGGGUGGUGCUCAUGUGAUUCAAUGGGAUUCGGUGUUACUUGAUCAGAAUUUGACUUUUGAGGAGGAGCCGGUAACCAUUUUGGAUAGGCAAAUUCAAAAGUUGAGGUCGAAAGAGAUUGCUUCAAUAAAGGUUCAAUGGAAGCAUCGUCCAGUGGAUGAGGCUACAUGGGAGACCGAGUCAGACAUGAGUAGUAGAUAUCCUCAGCUUUUUGAGCAUUCAGGUGUGUUCUAUUCUUUUACCAUUCGAGACGAACGUUUGUUUAAGUGGUAG